Messenger RNA from Scleropages formosus (Asian bonytongue), 696 nucleotides. Its product is annotated as protein dpy-30 homolog. The record is from RefSeq and is a predicted model, not a curated record. Bases 43 to 357 code for a protein of 104 amino acids. Lineage: Eukaryota; Metazoa; Chordata; Actinopteri; Osteoglossiformes; Osteoglossidae. Gene Ontology annotation, cellular component: Set1C/COMPASS complex. The transcript is spliced from 5 exons.
CUCUCCGUUUUGCUUUUUUAAGCGGAGAACUCGACAGCAGCCAUGGCGGACGAUCACACUGAUGUGGAGCAGGGCCAGGAAGGACAAGUGCCUGUUGCAGAAAAUCCUCGUGCUGAUUAUGGUCAUACAGAAAGCACCCAGAGAGUAUCGGAAGUUGAGAAACCCAUCAUGGAAAAGCUUCCCAAGCAGAAGGUGGACCUGCAGUCGUUGCCCACACGGGCCUACUUAGACCAGACGGUUGUACCUGUUCUUCUCCAGAGUCUAGCGGUUUUGGCCAAGGAGAGGCCCCAAAACCCUAUUGAGUUUUUAGCUGCACAUCUUCUCAAGAACAAGUCACAGUUUGAAGAUAGAAAUUAACAUCGUGGGAGAGAGAAAGCUGAGGUCAUAAUGUCCGUUUUUUUUUUUUUUUUUGGCCGAACAUUCUGUAUUUUUAAAUGCAUGCAGCUGAAGUAGGUCAAGUAUUAGUUUUUGGUAAGAGUUGGGAAAUUAUUGAAAAAGUCACUCAUAUAAAUGAACAAUGAAAACAGUAAACAGGUGUUUCAUAACAUUUUGUCCACUACCCCCCCCCCCCCAAACUAGUAUGGGUAAACAUGCCUGUGUUACAGUUUAUCCUUUUGAACAACAUGGAGUUUUUUUGUUGCUGCUGCUUCUAUGAUGUUUAAGAUUUUUCAGAAUCACUGCUAAAGGCUUUUAACU